GUGCUGUCGAUGCCCCGCCCCAUCCGGUUCCUCUGCCCAAUGAAAACGCACGAUGCACCAUGAUGGGACGUCACGCACACUGGCGUCGUGUCGGGAUUGGAAUGUAACAGAGUAACAAUCGGAACAACUGAGCAAUAGGUGAUUGGGCUCGCGGAUCAAGGAACUCAGUUGAUUUUAUUUGUUACGGAAACAUCCUGUGAAACUCGCGCACUGUCCUCGUGUUUUCGCCAAAAGGGAAACGCCGCUUUCCAGAGCCGGUGUCCCGAUGAAGAGGAAAUCUACUUCUUGCGUGAGUGAAGGUCCACGGAGAGCGCAGGGAUAAGAGAAAUGCAGGGAUUCGUAAGGUUACCGUCGUUCCGGUGAACUGCUCCGUCUGUAUUAUUGUUUCGGAGGUGAAUGGAGUUACUCUGCGAGCGGUGGGCUUUAGUUUAGUCUGGACGUGUGGUUCGGAAACGCCACGGCAUCGGAGAUAAACCUCGGUCGUUGUAUUAUUAACGACUUUCCAUCUUUUCCAGUGGGACCCGCUGCUCUCCAAAGACAAACUCCAUGAGUCAGUGCCGCCGCAACUCUCCAGCGCGAGUCGGACCGUGCGACGCAUUUAUCUAGCGCGUGUCCUGUCAACAAACGUUGCAUUUUCAUUACUCCGCCGGGGGAAAACUAAGUCAGUGAGUAAGCAUACCUGAUUGUGUGUUUAUGAUGAUCUUAACAGGUACGGUUACUGUUACGGCUGCCCUGUAAAAUGUUGCUACAAGACAGACGAGGGAGAGCGAAGAACCCGUUGUAAAAUCGCCCACAUGCGCUGGAUCAAUCGCUUGCUGUUCGGUGAUCGGAAUCUGAAGAGGGAAGACGUGAGUUGUAAAUCCUCGCAGGCUGGAAGAUGGCGGAGCAGUACUGGAGGAGGUGGUGUUGAGAGACAAACUUCCAACCGCUUGAGAUUUAUUUGCAAACAUCGCGAUCUGGCCUUCAGGACACAUGCAGGCCAAAAAACGAUAUCUGAUCUCGCUCUUGACUGGCGCCUUUCUAGUUCUGCUCUUUUACUUUGGAGGAGGUGUCCCGGGUCCGGCGGCCACGGGGUCCAGGAGCCGGCAUGGAUAUAGUCGUCCCGAGCAGCCGUGGCCACACUUCUCGGAUCCCUUACAACACUUCAGCCCGUGGGACCAUUCGGACACGGAGGAAUAUAACGUGCACAUAUCGCCCAGGCAGAAGAGAGACGUUAACUCGAGCGUUUACAAGGGCAAAAGGUGCCGCAUGCAAUCAUGCUUCGAUUUCUCCUUGUGUCAGAGGAACGGAUUCAAGGUGUACGUGUACCCGCAGCAGAAGGGCGAGAAGAUCUCGGAAAGUUACCAGAACAUUUUAUCCACCAUCGAGGGCUCUAGGUUUUACACUUCUGACCCUGGUCAAGCGUGUCUGUUCGUCCUGAGCUUGGACACUCUUGACCGAGACCAGCUGUCGCCACAGUACGUGCACAAUCUCAAAACUAAGGUGCAGAGCUUGCCUCUGUGGAACAAUGGUAGAAAUCACCUCAUAUUUAAUUUGUAUUCGGGCACGUGGCCCGACUACACGGAAGACUUGGGCUUUGACAUCGGUCAGGCCAUGCUGGCCAAAGCGAGCAUCAGCACGGAGAACUUCAGACCCAACUUUGACGUAUCCAUCCCCUUGUUCUCCAAGGAGCACCCAAGGACCGGUGGGGACAGGGGAUACUUGAAAUACAACACCAUUCCACCUUUUAGAAAGUAUAUGUUGGUAUUUAAGGGGAAACGCUAUUUGACUGGCAUCGGCUCGGACACGAGGAAUGCCUUAUAUCAUGUUCAUAACGCGGAGGAUGUAGUUCUCCUCACCACCUGCAAACAUGGCAAAGACUGGCAGAAACACAAGGACGCGCGAUGUGACAAGGACAACGCCGAGUAUGACAAGUAUGACUAUCGUGAAAUGCUGCACAAUUCCACUUUCUGCCUGGUUCCGCGAGGACGACGACUGGGAUCCUUUCGCUUCCUGGAGGCUCUGCAGGCGGCCUGUGUGCCGGUCAUGCUGAGUAACGGUUGGGAACUCCCCUUCUCGGAGGUCAUCGACUGGAACACGGCUGCUGUGAUCGGGGAUGAGAGGCUCCUACUACAGAUCCCGUCCACGGUGCGCUCCAUUCAUCAGGAUAAGAUUCUGGCUCUGCGACAGCAGACGCAGUUCUUGUGGGAGGCCUACUUCUCGUCCGUGGAGAAGAUUGUGCUCACCACUCUAGAAAUCAUACAGGACCGAGUGCUUCAGCAGACCUCCAGGAGCAAUCUGAUGUGGAACAGUCAUCCCGGUGGACUUUUUACACUACCCCAGUACUCAUCCUACCUGGGCGACUUUCCUUUCUUCUACGCCAAACUUGGGAUCAAGCCGAAUCCCAAGUUCACUGCUGUUAUCCAUGCGGUCACACCCCUGGUUUCUCAGUCUCAGCCUAUUCUCAAGCUCCUCGUCUCAGUGGCAAGGUCACAGUACUGUGCUCAGAUUAUUGUAUUGUGGAAUUGUGACAAGCCUUUACCUGCCAAGCAUCGAUGGCCGGCCACCUCAGUGCCCAUUAUUGUAAUCGAAGGGGAGAACAAGGUCAUGAGCAGUCGAUUUCAGCCGUAUGACAGUAUCAUCAGCGAUGCAGUGUUAAGUCUGGAUGAGGACACUGUGUUGUCAACCACUGAGGUGGACUUUGCCUUCACGGUAUGGCAGAGUUUCCCUGAGAGAAUUGUGGGAUAUCCUGCCCGCAGUCAUUUCUGGGACAAUAAUAAGGAGCGCUGGGGUUAUACCUCCAAAUGGACCAAUGACUAUUCCAUGGUUCUCACCGGAGCUGCCAUUUACCACAGAUAUUACCACUUCCUGUAUACCCACUUCCUGCCAAAUAGCCUGAAGAGCAUGGUGGACCAGCUGGCCAACUGUGAGGACAUCCUCAUGAACUUCCUAGUGUCCGCUGUCACCAAGCUGCCGCCCAUCAAGGUCACACAGAAAAAGCAGUACAAGGAGACCAUGAUGGCUCAGUCAUCUCGAGCCUCGCGCUGGGCGGACCCAGACCACUUUGCCCAGCGCCAGACCUGCAUGAACAAGUUCGCCAGCUGGUUUGGCGGCAUGCCACUGGUCCACUCCCAAAUGAGACUGGACCCUGUUCUGUUUAAGGACCAGGUCUCCAUCCUCCGCAAGAAAUACAGGGAGAUCGAGCGGCUCUGAC
Onychostoma macrolepis is the source of this 3193-nucleotide messenger RNA. It is a transcript of the gene ext1b, whose product is annotated as exostosin glycosyltransferase 1b. Bases 973 to 3192 code for a protein of 739 amino acids. The record is from RefSeq and is a predicted model, not a curated record. NCBI's taxonomy places the organism in Eukaryota, Metazoa, Chordata, Actinopteri, Cypriniformes, Cyprinidae. The transcript has 11 exons. Gene Ontology annotation, molecular function: glycosyltransferase activity. Gene Ontology annotation, cellular component: membrane.